UUGUAUUGGUGCCUGCGUAUCAGAGCGUCGAACGGUGCCUCCUGCUAUUUACUGCUGCUGCUGCGUUCGCAAUUUUAUUUUAUUUUAGUUUGGCGUCGAGCAGUUUAUAGUGCGUUUCUGUGUAUAUUAAACGAAGCCCGAGUUCUGUUUAUAACCGGGACCGGCUCGUAUUAAAAUAGUUGUGUAGUGUCGUCUGCUUGAAUAAUCCGAUCCAACCAUGGGAGGUUUCGCAUGGGUUACUUUAGCCACAAACGACUCCUAUUCUUUAGGAGCUUUAGUUUUAGCCCAUUCAUUAAAACAGGCCGGAACUGUGCAUCAAUUAGCCGUAUUGAUAACACCUGGGGUUACCAGAGCUAUGCGCGAAAAACUGGAAACAGUAUUUAAUGUAGUUAAAGAAGUGAACGUAUUAGACUCCAGAGACGAGGCUAACUUGAAACUGCUUAAGAGGCCAGAGUUAGGGGUUACGUUUACGAAACUACAUUGCUGGACGUUGACAGAGUUCGAUAAGUGUGUCUUUUUAGAUGCAGAUACUUUGGUGCUGCAAAACGCUGAUGAACUCUUCGAAAGAGACGAAUUUUCAGCUGCUCCCGAUGUUGGUUGGCCGGAUUGUUUCAACUCUGGAGUAUUCGUUUACCGACCUUCACUACAAACGUACGAGAGCCUUAUUCAGUUCGCCUUGGAAAGAGGGAGUUUCGAUGGAGGAGACCAAGGAGUCUUAAAUCUCUACUUCUCAGACUGGGCGCACAAGGAUAUCAGCAAGCAUCUGCCGUUCAUUUACAACAUGUGUUCGACUGCUUGCUACUCGUAUCUUCCAGCAUUUAAACAGUUUGGAUCGAAUGCAAAAAUAAUGCACUUCAUCGGAAGCCAGAAGCCGUGGUUGCAGUAUUUUAACACUGAAACUCGAAAGGUUCAACCCUCAGGAGACUCGUCACAUUUGGAGGGAGUGUUGCAGCGUUGGUGGGACAUCUUUUGCUCCCUUAUCCACCCACAUUUGUCACCUGCGAUGCAAGGUCAGUCGCAGCACGGAAUGAGCACGUCCUAUAUCCCACCCCGAUACGACCCUCCUCCCAAUCCCACUGCGUCUGCGGAUGAUUGCGAAAGUGCGUGGGAUCCGUGGGAUGAUUAUGACCGAAAAAUUGCUCAAAAUGCGCACAAUGUCCAACCUCUAAAUACAAACGCUAGUUGUGUUGCUGAUCAACCGCAGUCGCAGAACUAUAACACUUCUCCUAGCCAAAGCAAUAGUUUUUAUCAGCCAUCUAGACAUUCAGUUAACUAUGAGCAUAUUUCUAAAGUUCCUACACCGCCACCCUCACCUGCUCCUCCUCAGUAUCAUCCGCCCCCACCUGAAAAUUAUCCCCAAGAAAAACAUCAUGAACAAACUACUUCUCACCAAGAGCUACAUCAUCAGCAAACUAGUACUCACCAAGAAACACAUCAUCACAAUAUCUCUCACGAAGAGCAAUCACAUCAUCAUAAUAUUUUCCCUGAGGAAGUAUAUCAUCAACCCCAUCAUGUCCAUAAUGAUCCUCCUCAUCAAGCACCUGUUGGUCAUACUGAUCAACCCUAUUCAGACCAAACUGAAAAACACGAAUCACAUCACUCGUACCAUCAAACUAACCCCCCAGAGGAGAGUUUGCCACCCUGUUCCCCGCCCCCUCCCCCUGACCAAACUCCCGUGUUACCAAACGAAUGCAACGCUACCACUACCGCUUCGAACGAGAUCUCUGUGAGUGAUACUAUUGAGGAUAGUAAUGAUCACGAUGAUGCCGGUUUGGCAGGAGCAUUUUCUCAGUUGACCCUGGGCGUGGCGAGGACAGCAGAACAAGAUGCUUUAGAAAAUGUAUUAAGAAAGCAAGCUUGGGAGGUCGGAAAUAUAGAUUAUCUAGGAAAAGAUUCCUUCGAUAACAUUUGGAGUAAAAUCAGUGAAACCUUAAGUUCUGGACCAGCUCAGUCUCAGUCUGCUGUUGCUGUGGCUGAGACCCCUGCAGAAGUAGCGCCAUCUGCUCCUGCCGAAAGCCAAAGCCAAACAGUCCAACAGGAGGCACAACCCUCCGAUAAAACCAUAGAAAAAAUACAAUCUAAUUUAACACAAGAACAAACAAAAACACCUGAAACGGAUGAGCCUAAACCUGCUCAACCUACUUGCCCAAUGACACCUAAAUCUGAAGAACAAGAGCCCAUUGUUUGCCCCUUAGUUCAACCAGAAGUACCAGCAUUAACAACUGAAUCGCCUUCACCUAAAACAGAAUCUCCACCAGUCUUAACCAAAGCUCAAACCGUCACACCAGAACCUCCAGUGAGUUCUGAGACUCCCAAAGUUGAGACACAAGAAGCUGUAGCUGACCCCACAAAAGAACCGACCACGGCUGUACAGGAAACUGCAUCAUUAAAAGGUGAAACGGAAGCCCCAAUAGAGCAGCCUCCAGCCUCACUCAUAACAUCACUACUACCCAAAGAAGAAACACCAACAGACACUGUGGUGCCACAAGUAUUAACGGAAACUUUAGGAACUACCGAACAAGCAAAAGAACAAGUUGUUGUUGAGAAAGAACCUGUCCCAGCACCAGAAACACCUAAACAACAACCACAAGCUCUACCAGAACCAGUAAAAGAGCCCUCUGAAGCCCCCAAAGAACAACCCCAAGUUCUAUCAGAACCGGUAAAAGAUACUGAAGCACCCAAAGAACCAGCUCAAGUUCCAUCAGAACCCCUAAAAGAGCCCUCUGAAGAACAACCUCAAGUACUAUCAGAACCAGCAAAAGUUCAACCGAAAGCUGUCUCAGAACCACUUGCAGCAUCAACAACAGAGCAAUCUCAGUUUGUUCCUCUAGCACCAAAAGAAGAGCCGCCAAAACCAGCGGUAGAACCUCUGCCACUUGCUGUAGCACCACCAGUAUCUGUAGAGCAACCUCCCAAAGGACAGUUGGCACCUCCGGAGGAGCCAAUCGUAGCUACGCCUCCGAUUCCAGCUCCGGAGGUUAAACCAGAAGCUCCUAAACCAGAGGUUGAAGAUGUUAAGCCGGUUGCUAAGGGCGUGAGUGAGGCUCAAGCGGAAGCUGCUGCUCCGUCUAAGGAAAAAUCCGAAGAGAGCCAAGAGGCUGCCAAAGGAGCUACCCCAACCCCGCCGCCAAGGAAGACUGACAAGCCGAAAAAGGGGGCGGCCAAAUCGAAAAAAUAAGAUUCCUGCGUUUUUUUUUUUAAGGAAUCCUUUAAUAUGUGCAAUUUUUGUUGUUCCGUAUUGCCCGUGUGAUUAAAACAAUAACCGAUGUUUUUUUUUAUUUAUUUAUUUUUUUGUAAGGUUUGAAUAAAGUUUUUCAAUAUUU
Molecule: messenger RNA, 3323 nt
Organism: Anthonomus grandis grandis
Lineage: Eukaryota; Metazoa; Arthropoda; Insecta; Coleoptera; Curculionidae
Product: glycogenin-2-like
Exons: 9
Coding region: 218-3178 (986 amino acids)
Cellular component (GO): cytoplasm
Molecular function (GO): glycosyltransferase activity
Source: RefSeq, a predicted model, not a curated record